This is a messenger RNA of Brenthis ino (lesser marbled fritillary), 372 nucleotides long. The record is from the annotation of a GenBank genome assembly. Lineage: Eukaryota; Metazoa; Arthropoda; Insecta; Lepidoptera; Nymphalidae.
AUGGCUGCUAGACAAGCCAUUCAAGUUGGUACGAAAAAUGUAAGGCCUGUGCUAUCAUUAAGCCAAGCAGAGGCUAGAUUACGCGUUUUAAACCUGUACAAAGCAUGGUAUCGUCAAAUUCCUUACAUAGUUAAGGAUUAUGAUAUCCCAAAAUCAGAAAAUCAAUGCCGUGCUAAACUAAAGGAGAUUUUCCAAAAAAACAAAGAUGUCACUGAUAUCAGAGUUAUUGAUAUGCUAGUCAUUAAGGGUCAAAUGGAACUCAAAGAAGCAGUGGAAAUCUGGAAACAAAAAGGUCACAUUAUGGUAUAUUUCAAACCUACCGAAGAGCCAAAGCCUAAAGAUUUCUUAUCCAAAUUCUUUUCUGGCCUUGAU